AUGGCACCUUGUAGAGCUGCUAGUAGGAGUGUUGGAGAGUUGUUUGGGAGGGCAUCGACUUCUGUGGAUGCCCCCACUGAAGGAGGGACCGGAAGGGUGGACAAAGAUGAAGCUAUGAUGGAGCUAGUUCGAGAAGUGGUAGGGAUGGUGCGUGACCAGAGACAGCAACAAGCAGCAGCACCAUCCCCACCAUCGGCACCUACUCCUGCUCCGCCAUCUCCUCAAGAGCCUAAGGAGAAAACUAUUAUGGAAUUCAAAAGAUCUGGUCCACUACCGUUUGAGGGCACUACCAAUCUUGAUGACGUAAAAGUUUGGGUAGAAGAAAUGGAGAAAGCUUUUGCAGUGAUGAAGUGCAAUGAAGAAGAAAAACUUAGGUUCGGAGUGUACAUGCUCAAGGGCCAGGCAAACCACUGGUACAGAGGAGAACUUUGCAUUCGUCAGGGAAAGGAGUUCGAAUCUUGGAAGCAACUGAGGGAAGCCCUUUUCUGUAAAUACUUCACUAGAGAUAAGAUGGUGCAGUUUGAGAGGAAGUUCAUUAACUUGACUCAGGGAAAUAUGACUGUUGAUGAGUAUAAGAUGGAGUUUGACAGACUUUCUAGGUAUGCUCCUAAGUUGGUUGAUGAUGAUCAGAGCAGGGCCCAGCGCUUUGAGGGAGGCUUACAAGCACACAUCCGGAGUGGUUUAGCCGCUUUACACCUAACCAGUUAUGCAGAGGUUGUAGGGCGCGCUAAGUCAUUGGACACAGUUUGGGGUGACACUAGAGAUCAAAACAGAAGAUUUCAGAAGAAGAGAGAAAGAAGUUUUGACAACCAGGGAAAUCAUAAGUCUGGGAAUGGAGGAAGGUCUAGGUCUGAUGCAGGUCAGAGUAAGUCUCAAACAGUGGGUGAGUCUCCAGCUCAGAGAUCUCGAGGAUUGCCACCUGCUUUUUCUUGUUCUGACCAGAAGAAAUGCUCUACUUGUGGAGGUGCGCAUGACCCUAAGGAUUGUAGGCGUGCUACAGGGGCAUGUUACAGGUGUGGCAGUCUGGAGCACCAUAUUGCUAAGUGUCCACAGAUGCAGUCUUCUAGAGCACAAAGAUCCUCUACUGUUCAAAAUUCUAGACAUGUACCAGCACCUAAAUCUCAGGGUUCUGUGGGUCAGCAUUCAGGAAAGGAGGUAAUCAGUGAACAACCGUCAUCCUCAACUCAGCAAAAGGCAGGUAGGCCGAAGACACAAGGACGUGUUUAUGCGUUAACUCAGGAGGAUGCACAUGCCUCAAAUGCAGUGGUGUCAGGUAUAUUAUCAUAUGAUUUGUGUGUUGCCACCCCUUUGGGAGAUGAUAUUGUUCUUAGUAGAGCAUGUGAGGACUGUCCCAUUAUUGUUUUCGGUCAUGAGUUGCUAGCUCGUCUUCAUGUUAUGGGUAUGACUGACUAUGAUGUUAUUUUGGGAAUGGAUUUUUUGUCUAAAUUCCAUGCCAUAGUUGAUUGCUAUGCAAAAAGGGUAGUGCUUAAAAUCCCUGGUGAAGCUGAGUUCACCUUUGAAGGAAAUGAGUUUGUGUCACUGCCUCAUGUGAUUUCCGCUUUACAAGCUCGGAAAUUACUCUUGGGUGGGUGCUAA
Molecule: messenger RNA, 1596 nt
Organism: Dioscorea cayenensis subsp. rotundata (Guinea yam)
Lineage: Eukaryota; Viridiplantae; Streptophyta; Magnoliopsida; Dioscoreales; Dioscoreaceae
Exons: 2
Coding region: 1-1596 (531 amino acids)
Source: RefSeq, a predicted model, not a curated record